Molecule: messenger RNA, 710 nt
Organism: Diospyros lotus (date-plum)
Lineage: Eukaryota; Viridiplantae; Streptophyta; Magnoliopsida; Ericales; Ebenaceae
Product: 17.3 kDa class II heat shock protein-like
Exons: 1
Coding region: 101-553 (150 amino acids)
Biological process (GO): response to hydrogen peroxide; response to salt stress; protein folding
Source: RefSeq, a predicted model, not a curated record
CCCUCCGCCAUUUGAUCCACAACAAACAAACGAUCAAUCAGUUUCACCUCUUCUUCUCAUCCAACAAAUUAAUUGAACCAUCCCCGCGGCCAGUAGAGAAAUGGAAUUCAGAAUCAUCGGUUGUGCUAAUUCCGACGAGAACCAGCCUUCGGCAAUUCGCUGCCCCGUCAAACGCUGCGGUGGAGACACCAGAUCCAUGGCGGCUGCAACUGCCACCCCGCCGGUUGACGUGAUGGAAUACCCCAACUCCUACGUGUUCGCCGUCGACGUCCCGGGGCUGAAAUCCGGCGAUGUCAAGGUCGAGGUUGAGGACGCGAAUAUUCUGACGAUCUCCGGCGAGAGGAAGCGCCACGAAAAAGAAAUGAAGAAUGAAGAAUGGCCCAAGUACUUGAAACUGGAGAGGAAGGCCGGCAAGUUUACGAGGAAGUUUGUCUUGCCGGAAAAUGCGAACGCAGAUUCGAUUUCUGCCGUUUGCCGAAACGGAAUUCUGACGGUGACGGUGGAGAAAAUGGUGCCGGCGGAGCCCAAGACCAUUCAAGUCCAAGUUGCUUAAUUACAAGCUUCAUUAAUUGUUGUAUUGUCCUAUAAUAAUUGUCUUCGUUUCUAUUUCUUUUAUAAAUUGUAUUUGUGUGGUGUAUUAAUUAAUAAAUUGUAUUUCCCAAUUGAAAUAAACAAACCUUUGUCUCUAGACACCUGUUUGCUUGUAAAUG